AUGUUUCAUCAAGUUAAAGUUCAUCCUGAGGAUUGGGAUUCUCUGAGAUUCCUAUGGUAUCCAAAUGAUGACAUUUCAAAAGAACCUGAAUCUUACUUUAUGACAAGAAGUCUUUUUGGCCUAACCAGUUCACCCAGUGCAGCUGGAUAUGCUUUAAAAAGAGCUGCAAUAGAUAAUGAAACAAAUGCUAAUAUUGAUGUUUUAAAUACAGUUAAUAAUAAUUUUUAUGUUGAUGACUGUUUGAAAUCUUGUGAUUCUUCUCAUUGUGCUAUUGAUGUCAUUAAUCAGUUAGAUUGCUUGUUAUCUAAUGUAGGUUAUCUUACCAAGUAUCGCAGUAACUGCCGGUCUGUUCUUUCUUCUAUUUCAGAUAUAGACAAAGCUAAAGAUAGUUUUUUGGAUUUAACUCUUGAUAAAUCAUAUUGCUCUAAGACACUUGGUAUUAUGUGGAAUAAUGUCAGUGACCAGUUCACUGUGAAAGUGGAUAUAAAGCCAAAGCCUCUCACGAGACGUGGUUGUCUCUCUAUGAUAUCACAAAUAUAUGAUCCAUUGGGUAUGAUGCAACCAUUCAUCUUACCAAUGAAAAGCCUCAUGCAAACUUAUGUGCUCAAGAUAUUGGAUGGGACUCUCCGAUCCCAACCCGAUAUGAAGAAAUAUGGCAAAAAUGGGUUAACGAGCUUCCGAACUGCAGGAAGUGUCAUUCCCAGAUGUUUCAAACCACCAGGAUUUAAGACGACCACAUUGAGCUUCAUACAUUUUGUGAUGCCAGCCAAGUUGGAUAUGGUGCAGUGA
Styela clava is the source of this 789-nucleotide messenger RNA. The record is from RefSeq and is a predicted model, not a curated record. NCBI's taxonomy places the organism in Eukaryota, Metazoa, Chordata, Ascidiacea, Stolidobranchia, Styelidae.